This is a messenger RNA of Syngnathus typhle (broad-nosed pipefish), 3470 nucleotides long. RefSeq lists its product as uncharacterized. Gene Ontology annotation, molecular function: nucleic acid binding. Gene Ontology annotation, biological process: DNA integration. The coding region runs from base 1024 to 2913 and encodes 629 amino acids. NCBI's taxonomy places the organism in Eukaryota, Metazoa, Chordata, Actinopteri, Syngnathiformes, Syngnathidae. The record is from RefSeq and is a predicted model, not a curated record. The transcript has 2 exons.
CCUUUAAGGCUGUAUAAAUAAUUUCAUAUGGUUACAAUGUUGUAAAAAUGUUUUAAUAAGUUAAGUAAUCCUUUCGAUCUUGUAAUAAUAGAUAAUUCAUAGUUUAAGUUGAAAAAAUAUUGUCGUGAAACGCUACUUCCGGUUUCGCCGCGCUACUUCCGGUUUCGCUGAGCCGUCUACAGGAUGUUAUGAAGUAGCCAUGUUGUGGAAUGCGGUCAGACUUACAUCUGUUGCCAUCUGCUGUGAUUCAUUAACGAGGCAAUGCCGUAAGUCGUGUGUCGUUUUAAUCUUAAUGUUUACGCUGAUAUUUUGCUAUUAUUUUGUUAACUUUAUUGGAUGAGCGCACUUUAUUUUCAUGUUCUCAUCAGCCAUUCGCUGACACUAUGUAACGUCUGUUGCAGUUUUCACCGCUCAGUAAAGAAAAUUACAAGCUAGUACAGUCUCCUGGGUUCUUUGCUGGUGGUUUAGCUAUGCGUUUCCUCAAGACGCUACAGUGAAAAGGCAGCAUCUGAUGUGUCAUCGUGGUCAAAAUGGCAGCAAGAAAUAAAUCUGCGACAAGUCAAACCGGCAGCACAUGCUCAUCCGUAGGAAGCGCUGCUCGUGCCCGAGCUAAAGCAGAAGCAGCAAAGCAUCUUUGAUCCUCUGGGUCUGUUGGCACCUGUCACUAUCCAAGGAAGAGCGCUACUCCGUGAACUAUCAUCAGAGUGUUCAGAAUGGGAUGCACCUCUUCCGGAGAACAAGCAAAACAAAUGGGAAAGUUGGAGAAAUUCCCUAGAAGAUCUUAAAGAGCUUCACGUCCCAAGAACCUACACAUCAACUUCUCUCAGGCAAGCAGAACGCAACAAACUGUAUUUAUUUUCAGAUGCUUCAACCAAAGCAAUUGGUGCUGUAGCCUACCUGAAAGCAGUCCAACAAGAUGACAAGGUUGAGGUAGGAUUCAUUAUUGGCAAGGCAAGACUUGCUCCUCAAUCAGAACCCACUAUACCAAGGCUUGAACUGUGCGCCGCUGUCUUGGCAGUCGAGAUGGCCGAUCUAAUUCAGGAGGAGUUAGACCAACAGCUGGAUGCAGUUCAUUUUUACACAGACAGUAAAGUAGUUCUCGGCUACAUCUGUAACGAGUCAAAAAGAUUCUACACAUAUGUCCACAACAGAGUGCAGCGUAUUCGUCAGUCCUCCAAGCCAGAACAGUGGCAUUAUGUGCGCACAGAGGAAAACCCUGCAGAUCAUGCUUCACGAUCACUCACACCAUCUCAACUGGCAAAAACAAUAUGGUUCACCGGACCAUCCUUCAUCUAUCGUUCAUCUGCAGAAACAAACCAAGCAAGUGGGAAGUUUGAGUUAAUUGAUCCAGAAAAAGACUGCGAAUUAAGGCCACAAGUUAAAACACUGGCGACUAACCUUCAAGUCCUCACAUGUAAAGGCUUCCAACGCUUCUCUACCUUCAAGUCAUUGGUCAGAGCGAUAGCUUUCCUCAUUCACAUCGCAAAAUCAUUCAAUGGCAGUAAUCCAAACAGAAAAUGCAAAGGAUGGCACAAAUGUCACUUACCUCAAACACUGGACGAAAUGACUCGCGCUAAACAUAUCAUUCUCAAGGAGACACAACGAGCAACGUUUGGAAAAGAACUGUUGGCUCUUCAAGCUGGAAAACCAAUUCCCACACAAAGCCCUCUACAAAAACUCAGCCCAAUCCUGGAUGAUGGCCUUAUAGUUGUCGGAGGCCGAAUCAAGCACUCUGAUUUUGAGGACUUUGAAAAGAACCCAAUAAUCAUUCCCAAGGACUCUCACAUUUCUCUCCUGCUCACUCGUCACCACCAUGAGCAAGUAAAACACCAGGGUCGCCACCUGACAGAAGGCGCAAUAAGGGCUGCUGGGCUUUGGCUUAUAGGUGGCAAAAGACUUGUCAACUCUGUGAUCCACAAAUGCAUUAUUUGCCGCAAACUACGUGGUAAACAGGAAGAACAACGCAUGGCAGAUCUGCCAUCAGAACGCCUUAAAAUGUGUCCUCCUUUUACUUAUGUGGGCCUUGAUGUUUUCGGGCCAUGGACAAUAACUACCAGGCGUACUAGAGGUGGACAAGCCCAAAACAAGCGCUGGGCCAUCAUGUUUAGCUGCAUGAGUUCGAGAGCUGUACAUAUUGAGGUGAUCGAAUCCCUGGACACAUCCAGCUGUGUAAACGCCCUGAGACGCUUCUUUGCUCUGAGGGGUCCCGCCAAAAGUCUUUUAUCUGAUCGAGGUACAAACUUCAUUGGGGCAUCCAAGGAGCUAAGAAUGGACAGUACAGUACAACAGUAUCUAAGUGACCAAGGGUGCAUCUGGGAAUUCAAUCCACCUCAUGCCUCCCACAUGGGAGGCGCCUGGGAGCGCAUGAUUGGUGUGGCUCGAAGAAUUCUGGACUCCAUGCUGCUUCAAAACAAGGUAGAACUAACUCACGAAGUGUUGUGCACUCUCAUGGCGGAAGUUACAGCCAUCAUAAAUGCAAGGCCACUUCUCCCAGUUUCAUCGGAUCCAGACAAUCCAUUCAUUCUGUCUCCGUCAAUGCUCCUCACACAGAGAUCGUGCCUUCUACCACCUCCUGGAGAAUUCUUGGAGAAGGACUUGUACACUAAGCAAUGGAGGCAAGUUCAGGCUCUUGCCAACCAGUUUUGGAUGCGUUGGAGGAGGGAGUACCUGCCCUUACUACAAAAGAGACAAAAAUGGACUCAAUCUAGAAGAAAUCUGCAAGUCGGUGACCUUGUUUUGCUCAAAGACAAGCAGGUCACACGCAACAGCUGGCCUAUGGCCCGGGUCACUGCAACAUUCCAUGGAAAGGACAAUCGUGUAAGAAGGGUCGAAGUUAAAGUCAGUGACCAAGGCAACAUUAAGACAUUUAUGCGACCAGUGACGGAAAUCAUCCUCCUCCUCCCCAAAGACUGAUUCUUUCAAGGUUUAGUUAAGCUUAUGGUGCCCCCUACGGGCCAGGCGGGGAGUGUGUUGCCUUUAAGGCUGUAUAAAUAAUUUCAUAUGGUUACAAUGUUGUAAAAAUGUUUUAAUAAGUUAAGUAAUCCUUUCGAUCUUGUAAUAAUAGAUAAUUCAUAGUUUAAGUUGAAAAAAUAUUGUCGUGAAACGCUACUUCCGGUUUCGCCGCGCUGCUUCCGGUUUCGCUGAGCCGUCUACAGGAUGUUAUGAAGUAGCCAUGUUGUGGAAUGCGGUCAGACUUACAUCUGUUGCCAUCUGCUGUGAUUCAUUAACGAGGCAAUGCCGUAAGUCGUGUGUCGUUUUAAUCUUAAUGUUUACGCUGAUAUUUUGCUAUUAUUUUGUUAACUUUAUUGGAUGAGCGCACUUUAUUUUCAUGUUCUCAUCAGCCAUUCGCUGACACUAUGUAACGUCUGUUGCAGUUUUCACCGCUCAGUAAAGAAAAUUACAAGCUAGUACAGUCUCCUGGGUUCUUUGCUGGUGGUUUAGCUACGCGUUUCCUCAAGACGCUACACAUA